GAGAGAAUAGAAAAACCAGCAGAAGUAGGUGAAAAGCAAAGGAGUAAAGAAAGAGAGAGAGAGAGAAGAAAACAAAUAGGUUGCCAUAGUAUUACGACAACCACUCUUGCUCUCUCUCUACCUAAUCUACUCCCCCAAAUUACCCCCCAUCCAGGCCAAAGAUACAGCCAAACCAGAGACAGAGAGACAGGGAGUGUGAUCUCUUUUUUGCUUCUUCGUCUCCAUCUGUCCUUUAUCGAAACCCUAGCUCUUCUCUUCCCGCUCCAGCAGCCAGAUCUCGGCUAGUUCGCCGCCACGGAUCCGAGUUGCCGCGACGCCUGGCUCGGAGGACUCGUCUUUGGUUUGAUUGCGGUCGCAAUGGCGCGGUCUCGCGGUUGAUGUUAGUGUCUCGCAAUGUCGGCUUCGUUGGCGGCGCUCGAGCGCCCCAGAGUCGGGGCUUCUAAUACGGAAACCAUUUCUUCUUCGGCUUCUCUUCUCCACAAGUAGUAACUCAGCCUUCUCAAUUGCCCUUCUCGCUCUAUUUAUGCACAAGGGACUGGAUCCACACUUGAAAUGAUUACGAAACCACUCUUGAAUCGUCGCCUCCACUUGCACCAUUGUGAGCUCAUCAAACUUUUCUCCCCAAAACUACCAGCCAGUUCCAGUGUCACCGACUAUCUACAGGAAGCAGAAUUCUGGAUAAGGUCCUUAUGUGAAAAACCUAAUCCCCAAUUCGAUGAUGCGGUUUCGCUUUUCAGCCAACUCAUUGAUUUGAAUCUCGUUCCUUCGCAUCCCACAUGCAAUUUCCUUGUUCAAGCCCUGGCCAAGUCAGAGAACCACAAUUUGACUCUCCAAGUGUACAAUUCGAUGAGCCGUGUUGGCAUUUCCACUAGUUUUCUAACUCUGAGUGCUCUGAUUGACUGCUUUGUGAAUACACGUCAAGUUGAAUUUGCUUUUGGGGUAUUGAGUCUGAUGGUCAAGCGUGGUUUUAGUGUUACUGUAUACAAUGUGAAUAUUGUAUUGAAGGGUUUGUGUCGAAAUGGCAAGGUUGUUGAGGCAAUGGAGCUUUUUCGUCAACUGGGUAGAGGUUGGAUCUCAUUUGAUACUGUUAGCUUUAAUACACUUAUAAGGGGACUUUGCAAAGCAAAAAACAUGGAAGGAGCUCUGAAAUUGAGAGAUGAGAUGGAGGUAACAAAUUGUAGCCCCAAUUUGACUACGUACACCAUUUUGAUGGAUGGACUAUGCAAGGAGGGUAGAAUGGACGAAGCUAUGAGAUUGUUCAAGGAGAUGAGGAUGAAUGGAUUGGUUGCUGAUGUUGUUGCCUAUGGGACACUUAUAAGUGGUUUCUGCCAUAGAGGGGAUGUUAUUAGGGGCAAGGAACUCUUUAAUGAAAUGUUGGGACAAGGAAUUUCCCCAAAUGUGAUCACAUAUAGUUGCUUGUUAGAUGGUCUGUGUGGGAUAGGUCAAUGGGAGGAAGCAACAACAAUAUUGAACUCUAUGACGGAACGAGGGGUCCGGCCUGAUACUGUCACUUACACAAGUUUAAUUGGUGCUAUUUGUAAGGAUGGGAGAGCCAGCAAAGCUGUCAAGUUAUUUGAUUUGAUGCUAGAGAAGGGUGAAGAGCCGAGUGUUGUAACGUACAAUGUUCUAAUAAAUGGAUUGUGCAAGGAAGAUUUGGCAAGCGAUGCUUCUAAAAUAUUUGAAAUGAUGAUUGAGAGGGGGAAGAAGCCUGAUGUGGUUACUUACAACACUUUAGCCACAGGACUUUGCAAAAAUGGGAAGGUUAAUGAGGCAAUCAUUCUUUUUGAUAUGAUGUUGAAAGACAAUAACUAUGUUAAACCAGAUGUAUACACACUUAGUGUGCUGAUCCAGGGGCUCUGCAAAGAAGGUCGUCUUGAUGAAGCUUUGGAGAUUCACCAUAAGAUGGUUGUGGAUGGGAACAUCUGUGACAAUGUAGCUUAUACUUCGCUGAUUCAGGGUUGUCUAAAGGAAGGGAAUGUUGAGAAAGCUAUGGGGUUUUGGAAACAGGUGCUCCAGUCAGGGCUAACUCCAGAUUCAUUCAUGUAUAGUGUUAUGAUAAAUGGAUUCUGUAAAUUGCAUAUGGGUAAUAUAGCAAAAGGGAUUCUUAUAAAAAUGAGAGCUGCUGGGCUUUACCCUACCUUGUUUAGCUACAAUCAACUGAUAGCAACUUUGUGCAAAGAAGGCAGUUUGGUGCAGGCAAGAGGGUUGUUUGAUGAGAUGAGGAGUUUGGACUAUGAACCUGAUGUUGUGUCAUUUAAUAUAAUAAUUGACGCAACUCUGAAAGCAGGGGAUAUUCAAUCUGCCAAAGGAGUACUUGAAGACAUGCUUCAAAGGGGUUUGGCCCCUGAUGCUGUGACCUUUUCCAUAUUAAUAAAUAGGUUUUGUAGGGCUGGCCAGUUGGAUGAUGCUAAGAGUGUUCUGGAGAAAAUGAUUGCUCAUGGCUUUAAACCAGAUGCCUACGUAUUUGAUUCUCUUCUUAAGGGUUUUUAUUCAUGGGGAGAAAAGGAAGAAAUCAUCCGCCUGCUUCAUAAAAUGGCUGCUCUGGGUGGUGUUCUCGACCCAGUAAUAACUUCAACCAUCUUGACGUGUCUUACCUCUGAAGAUCUCAAAGAUCCCGAUGUUGUAAAGCUUUUGUCAAGUUUUCCUCAGCAAACUUCAGAGAAGGAUAAAGCAUCACACGAAACUCCAAAAAUUCAUCCUAACCAACAGCUAAGCCCUACCUGAUUAUUUUUGCAUCUAUUUUAUAAUGCUUGCUUGCUUGCUGGUGGUCCUAACAGGAAUAGCCACAAUAUACAGUUUUCCUUCUUUAUAUUCUUGACUCUUUUUUUUUUUUCUCCAUCAUUGUAUUAAUGUUGACAGGUCAGGAUGCAUUUUGUAAUUUUUCUUUUUCGGAUUAUACAUGGCACUGUAUUGUACAAUGCAAGUAAGAUUUUCCUUUUAAUUUUGAUCAGCAACAUCAUCUAAAACUUUAACUCUGCAAGGCAAGGUCGGGUACAUAUACUUAGCUCUUUAAUUAUCUUAAUUCUACAUGACGGGACCACCCGCUAAAUGAA
This is a messenger RNA of Diospyros lotus (date-plum), 3053 nucleotides long. Its product is annotated as pentatricopeptide repeat-containing protein At4g28010-like. The record is from RefSeq and is a predicted model, not a curated record. The transcript is spliced from 2 exons. The coding region runs from base 553 to 2724 and encodes 723 amino acids. NCBI's taxonomy places the organism in Eukaryota, Viridiplantae, Streptophyta, Magnoliopsida, Ericales, Ebenaceae. Gene Ontology annotation, molecular function: protein binding.